AUGUCGCGCGGGACGGUCCAGGCCCACCGCGUGGUCCCGCACAACGAGGCGGCCUCGAGGGUGCCCCCGCAGCCAGUGCCGCAGGCGACGCAGAAGCAGGAGACCGAGUUCGUCCACACCAUCGAGGAGUCCUUGCAGCAAGGUGAGCUGGCGCAGGCGCUGUGGGACCAAUACGCCAGGCGGGCGGAGGAGCUGCUGAUCACCAUGCCCCUGGAGAAGGUGCUGCGCGUUCUGAAGGCCUUCGUCCUCGCCGGCUACCGGGGCAGCGGGCUCUUCCUUCACAUCGGCGGCGAGCUGGCCAAGGAGGCGAAGAACGCCUCCACGGUCCGCCUGGUCCAGAUUUUCCACUGGAUCUCCCGGGCUGGCCUUCGCGACCAGACGCUCAUGCAGCUGCUGGGGAACGAGACGCUGCUGCGAUUCAACGACGACCUGGCUUUCGAUAUGCUCCUGGAGAUCCUCAACGUGCACGCCAAGCUGGACCUGAAGAGCCCGCGGCUCAUCGGUGCGAUCCUCCGCGAGCUGGGCCCCGCCUGCGCCGAGCUCACCCUGGACCAGUGCUGCGCGCUGGCGCCCCUCGCGGUCAUGAACAUCCUCGACGACCAGACCCGCGGCGCCUACCUGGCGCGCUGCGCCGAGCUGGACGUCGGCCGGCCGGUGGCGAUGACGAAGCCCGCCGUGCUCCGCCAGUUCCGGCUGCUGGCGGACACCUGCCGCGCACCCUUUUCGGGAGCGUCCAGCGAGUCCGAGGCGGGGUAG
This is a messenger RNA of Prorocentrum cordatum, 756 nucleotides long. The record is from the annotation of a GenBank genome assembly. NCBI's taxonomy places the organism in Eukaryota, Dinophyceae, Prorocentrales, Prorocentraceae.